AUGAUCCUGCUUGACAAUCGCAUGCGCGAGGCCCCUUCCGAGAUUCAGGUGGGAGAGCCGUUCCCCAUUAGCUUUCAGUCGCAUGAGUCCAGCGAGUCCGCGCUUCUUUCCACGGAGCUGCAGCUAAAGGCUCUCGUAGACGACGGGAGUUGUGAGAACCUGGACGUAGAACCCAAGGAUAGUGACCACCUCAUAAAGAGCGCCGUGAACACGACUCUCAGCUCUAAGGCACACGCCAGCACACAAUCGGUGGCAUUGUUUGCCUCACCUCGCAAACCGGCAGAGCAGACCUCCGCCACUUGCACCUCAGAGAGUCAGAUCGACUCUAUCCAGAACGACACAUUGGCUGUUGGUAAGCACGUUGCAGUCGGGCAAGCUCACUCUAGUGCUAGUUUCACGUCCAAUACGACAGACCGUGGAAAAGCGAACAAUCCGACGCAAUCCAUAGUUAACACGCUUCUAAAUUCUCCUGUGUCCGGGAUCUUCGAACACAGUGAUCACAGUGACCUGAGCGUCCAUAGUACCAAGAGUAGCAAGAGCUGUAACAGUACGCUCCACCAAAGCGUAGUGCAUCCAAAGAGCUUCGUCAAAAGCUCCCUAUCAGAUCAGAAGUCCCAUCUGGGACAAAAGGAUUAUGCGAGCACCCAAUCACUUACAUCCAGUUGCGAGAGUGCCCUCAGAAACACUCACUCACUGCCACACAUAUCUCCACUGUGCUCUUCGUUGAGGUCCGUCAUACUCAGCGCUAAUCCCAUUGAUGUGGCCGAAACCUCUCCGGAAAGCCAAUCGGUGAGCCUUUGCGCAGAUGGUAUAUCCCUUCUGUCCGCACGCCGUGGAAGGGCUAUCAGCCAAAUAACCCGCCGGGAGCUGCAGACCAUUGGGGUGAACUCGGCCGUAGACGAUAGUACCACGUCUCUGCACGAAAGGCCGGGAUACUGUCCGGUUUGCAAGCUUUUACGUGUUCCUUCGGACUUGCGCCUCACGCAGCGCGCUAUGGCCUUGUGCCCCUCUUCCUCUCAGGCUGAAGAGCUUAUCCAUUACUGUGUGUGUGCCCAAGCAAGCGCCUUUCCAGAUGCAGGAGAGUUCACCCAUUCUUAUUCAGAGCCUGCAUGUACUAACUACAGUAACCACUCUAUUGACAAGCUCAUUCUUUCGUGCUACAUACAGAAGGACAACUGCGAUGCUAAUAGCCACGCCCCGUCCCCUCUUCCUCGCGCUGCUCGUAGUGGGGCAUCCUUUGGCCCGGGACCCUUGGUUUCUCAGGAGGAUGUUGGCAAGAACAAUGACAGAACGGUGUCUGCCAACGAUUGUGAGUGUUUACCGAGUCAAUUUGUCCUGUCGCACGUAUCUGUAUCGCACCCUUCCUCAACAGUGGGCCCCUGGAUGUUACCCUUCAGCAAAACAAGGUCGCUUGUGCUCACUUACACCGAGAGGCUAAUAGUUUCUGCGAUCUCGUACCUGUCACUUCGCUCCGGAAUAUAUACCUCAAUGCAGGUUCCAAGCGAGGCAGCGGCAUCCUGCUUCACGAAAUAUGAGCAAACGCCAACUGUAAUCGGAUGUAAGACGAACCAGGUACUUUUGUCUAAAGUAGAUACGGUCUGCGAGCCUGGUAAAAAGCACUGUUUAGAAGCUGGGAGUGAGGUAAGAGAGAUUGGCGACGACUCUACUAACUCAGUCGGGAGCUCCGGGGCGGAAAGGGUGCGGUUAGCCUGCAGGCACCGAAGGAGGUCUGCCGGUAACACAGGAAAUUUCAAGGCAGUGGGCUGGGCAGACGAUCUGGGUGGAACGGAGGGGCGCACACAAAAGCCCCGCUAUAGCACUUUAUCUCAUUCAAAGUCCGGGAUGCUCACACGAUUGCCAUAUGCAGAGCUCCAAAGACUUGGAUACGUAACUCCACUACCGAAGCAACGAAGGACGCCGGUAAAGUGGAAAAAGCCUAGUAAGGUUUUCUUACUUUCUAAGGAAAUAUCCACCUGCUCGUCUAGAGAGCCGUGCAUAUCUGUGUGCUCUCUGGCCUUCACGGCGCAUGGCGUAUUCAACUGUCUGCUGCUUCUGGACAUAGGGCUCAUUGACUUUUUUCAUACAGCACGCAUGUUUCGGUGGAUUGGCGUUGUAAUUACAAUCGUUCUAGCAGGAGUUUUAGCAUCUAUAUUGAAGGAGCUCAACACAUACCUAGUCUUUGAAGACAAGAGUCCGGGAUACGUCUGUGUUCCAUAUACACGGAUAUACGUCUCCCCGCGCCAGAUCGUGGCUGUCUGUCUGCGCUUCCUCCUGCCGACAGUUUGCUUUAUGGCAACAGGAGUGGGGCUAAGCCUGUACCCACAGUCACGUCUUCUGAUGCUUCUGUUGGCUCUACUCGAGUGUAUGUUCGUCGCAAAAAUAAGCAAAUUCUCAAUUCGGAACAUUUCGUAG
This is a messenger RNA of Giardia duodenalis, 2412 nucleotides long. RefSeq lists its product as uncharacterized. The record is from RefSeq and is a predicted model, not a curated record. Lineage: Eukaryota; Fornicata; Diplomonadida; Hexamitidae. Bases 1 to 2412 code for a protein of 803 amino acids. The transcript has a single exon.